CUGCGCACCUCGACGUGUCUCUUCACUGAACAAAAGCGGCAGAAUUUGACAAUCCGCAAUCUUUAGCCUUGGAGGAUGGCUCCAUGCAACUCUAUUGCCCCCUGGUAACAUACACCCAUCUCGAGCUGCUUUGCAACGGAGUCUAUAACGCAGACUUAUAUUUAAAAUACAAGGACGGGCUAACUUCCGUAAAUGCGCCCUACAAGAUCUUCUACUACAACCAGGAUGGAUAUUAUUUCUUCCUCGUGAGCUUUAACGACUCUCCAGUGCAAAGUUGUAACGGCACGAUCCAGCUGGACAAUGAACUCGAUUUCUUUUGCGAAGUCAGUGAAUCACCUUUGAUAGUGUCCGGCACGCAGUUUUUCUGCCACAAGGAACUAAUGAGCUACGUAGAUGACUUGUUAUACGAGUGCACCAAGCCAAUAGCUCUGCGCUUCUUCAAUGUUGAGUGGAAGGGCGAGGCUACGAUCCAUUACGCUGCCAAAACGGAGUCAAAAAGUGGGACUUCCAGGGGAAUCCCUGGUUUGGGAACCUGGCUGGCCUGCCUGGUGUGCGUCUUUCUUCAAAGAUUGAAACUGCUGUCAUCCAAUAUAUUGAAAUUCAAGUGAACUACCAGUUUGCC
This is a messenger RNA of Drosophila sechellia, 622 nucleotides long. RefSeq lists its product as uncharacterized. The record is from RefSeq and is a predicted model, not a curated record. NCBI's taxonomy places the organism in Eukaryota, Metazoa, Arthropoda, Insecta, Diptera, Drosophilidae. The transcript is spliced from 2 exons. The coding region runs from base 84 to 608 and encodes 174 amino acids.